CCCGCCUCCUGUGUGCGUCACACGCCCGUCAAGUGACGUCAGAGUUUCUGCAGGUGCUGAGAGAAGUGCAGCAUUGGCGUAACUGGCGUUUAAAACAUCUCUCGCGAUGGCCUCUGCUACAGAUAACCGUUAUGGGCAAAAGGAGUCCUCUGACCAGAACUUCGAUUAUAUGUUCAAGAUCCUGAUCAUUGGCAACAGCAGUGUAGGAAAGACCAGCUUUCUGUUUCGCUAUGCAGAUGAUUCCUUCACUCCAGCUUUUGUUAGCACAGUGGGCAUUGACUUUAAAGUGAAGACCAUCUACAGAAACGACAAGAGGAUCAAGCUGCAGAUUUGGGACACAGCAGGGCAGGAGCGCUACAGGACCAUCACUACAGCCUACUACAGGGGAGCCAUGGGCUUUAUCCUAAUGUACGAUAUCACCAACGAAGAGUCUUUCGCUGCCGUACAGGACUGGUCUACACAGAUAAAAACAUACUCAUGGGAUAAUGCCCAGGUGCUUUUGGUGGGCAACAAGUGUGACAUGGAUGAUGAAAGGGUGGUGGCUUCUGAGAGGGGACGGCAACUUUCUGAACAUCUUGGGUUUGAGUUUUUUGAGGCCAGUGCCAAAGACAACAUCAAUGUAAAGCAGACCUUUGAGCGCCUGGUGGAUAUCAUCUGUGAGAAGAUGUCAGAGAGCCUUGAUGCUGGAGACCCAGCCGUCACCGGAGCCAAACAGGGCCCUCAGCUCACUGAGCAGCCUGCCGCUCCACACCAGGACUGCGCUUGCUAAAAAAACCACACCCAGCCUCUCCAACUACACUGCCCUGCACUACCAUACACAGGAUAAAGGUAAAACAAUAAGGGUUAAAGGAAAAGAAAAUUCAAACAUAGCUCCUCAUAGAAUAAUUGUGUUAUCUUUUGUUUUCUACCCUGGUCCCAAUUCAGUUUGCGAGUGUAAUUUUUUUUUUUCAUCUAAUAACUUACGACACUAUCUUUGAUUUUGCUGCAACAUUGUUUUAGCCUUGGAGAGGGAAAGCCAUACUUCAAUAUUUUACUAUAAGAACUAAGUUUGGCGAAGCACAAAUUAUCCCGUGUUAGCUUCUCUUCCCUCUGUGUGAAACUUUUAUCUGGCCUUCAUGUGCCAUCUUUUAACUUCCUCUGCUUAUUUUUCUUUCCUUCAUAUUUUGUACCAUCAUUUAUUUGCUCUCAUGCUCAACUUUUGUUAAAUGAAAUAUGAACAAAUACUAGAGGAGAACCUUCUGUAUAUUUAUUCCAAACAUGUAUAUAGACAAUGUGCAGUAUUUAAUACAGGUAUAGUAACAUAUUUAAAAAAAAUCAUUUUAAAAAUGACAAAUCAGAGAACUAUGAAGAAAAUAAGAGGAGUCAUGUAAUGUUUUUGUGGUAAUCCUUUGCAAUGCUUGUCACAAACCUCUCUUGCAUAUUUGUAGUUCUUAAUCAUGGUACCUUUAGUCACUGAACUGCUGAAAGUCAGAUAUACAUAGACAUUCCUCAAUGUGUAAAUGCAUGGAAGGAAAUUAAGCCAUUUAGGCAAAUAGUUAUAAGAUUCCACACUGUUCGUAGUAGAUCCAAACAAUCUCUAAAUAAAUCUUCUAAAUGAAAGAAAGUUCAUUUAGAAAUCACUUUGUGUGUUUAUACUCACAUUGUUGUAGUGACAGAACUUCUGCUUCUACCAGUGUGAAGAAUUCUAAUCACAGCAUAACUUUAACUGGUGUUGCAAAACCAUACUUUUUUCGAAGUCAAUGCAAGUUUCAGAGGUGGGAGUCCCAUUUCUGACCUUUUCUAAAUGUUUCUGUAAACGGCUUGUCCUGGUGCAGACAAUUUAUUCUUACAUGUUGUACUAAAGAGAAAAGUGGAAGGAAGGAAAAAACAUCUCAUGUUGUAAAUGUGUUGUUGUCAUGUCACAUGACUGAUAGUCAGGACUGUUACUUAUUAUAGACUUCGUAUUGGCAUUAAUGAGAAUAUAAGACGAUGAUGACAAACAAAACCAGAGCCCCUUAUGACAUUUUUGUGAUUUAAAUCAGUUUCCCUACAUUCCUGAAAAUAUAAUUCCCAGUUUUCUUUCCUUUGCUAUGCUGUCUUCCUGAAAUCGACUGUAAAUAUAUUUGAGUCUUUAGUUUUAUGUGUGAAUUGUGCUGUGACUCUGGGCUCAAAACAAACAAAAAAAAAAGAAGAAGCGAUAUGGAAAAUUAUUUAAAGUAUGUGCUUUAUCUGCUCUGUGUAUGCUUGCUUGUGAAUGAAUGUGUCACUUUAUUACAAAGCAAUAUAAAAAAAAAUAUGUUUUGAAGUAUUUAUUGUUUCAUUAUGCCCUUCUAGAGAGGAAUAUUAAAGGUUUGGGGGGAAAAAAAACCCUAGAGCUUAGCAAAUCCUGUAACUUCACACAGAUUGACAGGAAAUGUGCUUACUGUGGAACUUGAAUACUUCAAAUUCACUUAAAGCAGGAUGACUGAAAUUGAUCAAAUGCACAGUAACCCUCAGAGACCAAACUGUGGACAGGAUUUCCAAGCAGAUGCUUUGUGUCCUUGUCCUAAUUUAUACUAAGAUAAUUUAUUAAGUUAUUGAGAUAUUGAGCAAAGCAUCAGCGUUCGAACGCGCUGUUAUUGUUUCAGUGCUCUAAAAGGCCUGCUUUUGUAUUUCAUUUUUUCGGGGUUGGUUUAUUUUAAAUUCUGCACCAUUUAAUUUCAAUGCAUUGUUGUGUUUUUUUCUACUUUUAUUUAUUUUUUUUAUUCUUCUUUUUUUCUAACAUGGGAAUUCUGUGUACAUUUCAAGUGAAAAAAGAUCAACUAUUAUGCAGUAGUAAAUUAACUCUAACAAUAAGGGGCAUGGUGUCAAAUGUUCAGUGGUGAAGUUUACCAAACCUACUGUCUAUGUUGUGGAAAUUACUGAAAUGAAAAAAUAAUAAAAUAAUAAAGGUUUGUGUUGUUAAAAUA
Messenger RNA from Pangasianodon hypophthalmus (striped catfish), 2927 nucleotides. RefSeq names its product RAB3A, member RAS oncogene family, b (gene rab3ab). Gene Ontology annotation, molecular function: GTPase activity; GTP binding. Gene Ontology annotation, biological process: maintenance of presynaptic active zone structure; protein localization to plasma membrane; regulation of synaptic vesicle fusion to presynaptic active zone membrane. The record is from RefSeq and is a predicted model, not a curated record. The coding region runs from base 107 to 769 and encodes 220 amino acids. NCBI's taxonomy places the organism in Eukaryota, Metazoa, Chordata, Actinopteri, Siluriformes, Pangasiidae. The transcript is spliced from 5 exons. Gene Ontology annotation, cellular component: axon; synaptic vesicle membrane; endosome.